GCGGGCGACGGACGUGACCGGGAAGCGUUUCUUGAGCUGUUGAUCCUCCACGAGGCUCAGCUGCUGGGCUUCCUAUGUGCGAUCGUGCCAGGCUUUCAGGACGCCGAAGACUUAUUUCAGCAGACCGUGCUCACGAUGUGGCAGAAGUUCGGCGACUUCGAGCCCGGCAGCAGUUUCGUCGGUUGGGGCUGCCAAAUCGCUCGGUACAAAGCGAUGAACCAUCUGCGGGCCAAGCGGGUUCCCUCGCUUGACACGGAAACGAUCGAGAUGCUCGCAACCACGCAGCAAGACGAGGACCCCGAGAGCCGGAUUGAGCGGCGCCGGGCGCUAGCGGCCUGCCUGGCCAAGCUGCGUGAGGCGGAUGCAGCCAUUGUCACGGCGGCCUACUCCGACGGGAUCAGCGUCAAGGACAUCGCCGACCGGCUAGGGGGGGCACGCGUUAUGAACAGCCUCGACCCUCGCUGCCAACGGCUCUUCAGCUCCGCGUGCGACAACAACCUUUCGGAAGCCGAUCGGACCGAGCUCCAAGACCUCCUGCGGAACUCUCUCGAGCGGAGAGCGGAAUACCUCGCUUACGCCGGCAUGCACGCCGACCUCUUCGGCGCGGUGAGGUUGGCGAGAGUGCGCGACAACAUCCUUCGAGAGAUCGAACGCCCCGCGGCGACCGUCGCUGUUCGCGGCGGACGUUCUAGGGCCGUAUGGUCGGUCGUCGGCUUGGCGAUCGCGGCGUGUUUACUCCUGGGCUUCGUCUAUCGCGGCGGCCAAGAUCGGGGUGCCGGUAACGCGGUGGCGGCGGUUGACCGCUGGCCGGGAGUCGUCGCCACGGUCAAGCGAGUCGAAUCGGUCGUUUGGUCCGACGGCGCCAAAGCGCUCCUCGUCGAUGAGACGCUGCAGUCUGGCAAUGUUGUGAAGUUCGAGGGCGGGCUGCUCGAGGUCGAGUUCCGUCAAGGCGCGAUCGUCGUGCUGGAAGGGCCGGCCCAUUUCGUGCCGAUCGACCCGAACCAAGGGGCCCUGUACGCCGGCAAGUUGGCGGCGGUUGCUCCCUCGUGGGCGACGGGAUUCCGCGUAGCGACGCCCAAGUUCGAGGUCAUCGACCACGGGACCGAAUUCGCCAUCACCGUUGGCGGCGACGAGUCCGAUCCGUUGGUGAAUGUCGUCGUGACCGAGGGCGAGGUUGAG
Molecule: messenger RNA, 1179 nt
Organism: Symbiodinium sp. CCMP2456
Lineage: Eukaryota; Dinophyceae; Suessiales; Symbiodiniaceae
Source: the annotation of a GenBank genome assembly